AUGGAUCCCAAGUGUCGACGCCUGGAUCUCUCGCAGCUCCGAAGCGUGGAGGGCGAGGCGGAGUGGAAGAUGCUGGACGCCGGCCGCAUGCGGGCUCACUAUCUCAGGCGCGGCGCGGCAGCGCGUGGCCAAUGCGAAUGCCAACACUUCCACUUGCCGGGCUUUCCGGAGGUUGAUUUCACGUUCAUGCUCUACCCCAUGGGCCUUUGCCUCCACAUGGAGUCCAGUGACGAGCACAGCUCGGGCUCGCGCAGCGCUGCGGUGCGUUUGCACCUGCGGCUGCUCAGUCGCGCGGCGGCCUUGGCGGAAGCGGUGGAAGAAAAGGCCCUGGCAGGCACUGGGCGUGUGUCAUGCGAAAGUCUUUGGCCUGAGGGUGUGGAUGUGUGCCAAUGCAGCUGCCAUGUGCUUGCGGCACCUCCACCCUGUGGCGACCCAGUGCUCCGGCUCUCCACCGUUUGGCAACCUCAGAAGGAGGCCGACUCCGAUGAGGACAUCGAACGUUUGGAUGGGGAUGACGACGAGUAG
Molecule: messenger RNA, 525 nt
Organism: Durusdinium trenchii
Lineage: Eukaryota; Dinophyceae; Suessiales; Symbiodiniaceae
Source: the annotation of a GenBank genome assembly